AUGGCCCAAACUCACAAUAUCCUCGUCCUCCCCGGCGACGGUAUAGGCCCCGAAGUCAUGACGGAAGCAAUCAAAGUCCUCAAAGCCUUCGAAAGCCCCGACCACAAAUUCAAUCUCCGCCAAGAACUCAUCGGCGGUUGCAGCAUAGAUGCAACCGGUAAAUCCAUUACCGAAGAAGUCAAGCAAGCAGCUCUUGCCUCGGACGCGGUUCUCUUCGCAGCAGUCGGCGGCCCCAAGUGGGACAACGCUCGCCGGGGUCUCGAUGGACCCGAGGGUGGACUACUGCAGCUUCGCAAAGCAAUGGAUAUCUAUGCCAAUUUGCGACCGUGCUCGUCUAGCUCGCCUAGUGCAUCGAUUGCGAAGGAGUUUAGCCCCUUUCGGCAUGAGGUGCUUUUUGGAUCUGAGAAGGAUGGUACAAGUGAAGGGGUGGACUUUGUAGUUGUUCGGGAGAAUUGUGGUGGUGCUUACUUUGGGAGGAAAGUCGAGGAUCCAACUUAUGCAAUGGAUGAAUGGGGCUACUCCGAAGCAGAAAUCCAACGAGUCACCCGUCUCGCCGCAGAAGUGGCUCUACGCCAUAAUCCCCCCUGGCCAGUGAUCUCCCUCGACAAAGCAAAUGUCCUAGCUUCAUCUCGCCUCUGGCGUCGUGUCGUCGAAAAGACCAUGACCACCGAAUACCCACAGCUCAAACUAGUCCACCAACUGGCCGACUCUGCAUCUUUGAUCCUGGCAACUAACCCACGAUCCUUGAACGGUGUGAUUCUCGCUGAUAAUACUUUUGGCGAUAUGAUUUCCGACCAGGCGGGCUCGAUUGUUGGGACUUUGGGUGUUUUGCCGAGUGCUAGUCUCAAUGGGCUGCCUGGUGAUAAGACACUUAACAAGCGGCCGUAUGGGCUGUAUGAGCCUACUCAUGGCUCGGCUCCAACUAUUGCGGGAAAGAAUAUUGCUAACCCUGUCGCGAUGAUCUUGUGUGUGGCAUUGAUGUUCCGGUACUCCUUGAACAUGGAGGAUGAAGCUAGACAUCUAGAGGAUGCAGUGCGAAAUGUGCUUGAUAAGGGCUUGCGUACACCUGAUCUAGGGGGCACGAUGGGUACAAAGGAAUUGGGCGAUGCAAUUGUGGCCGAGCUGUAG
Messenger RNA from Penicillium subrubescens, 1128 nucleotides. Its product is annotated as 3-isopropylmalate dehydrogenase. Gene Ontology annotation, cellular component: cytosol. The coding region runs from base 1 to 1128 and encodes 375 amino acids. NCBI's taxonomy places the organism in Eukaryota, Fungi, Ascomycota, Eurotiomycetes, Eurotiales, Aspergillaceae. The transcript is spliced from 3 exons. Gene Ontology annotation, molecular function: NAD binding; magnesium ion binding; 3-isopropylmalate dehydrogenase activity. Gene Ontology annotation, biological process: L-leucine biosynthetic process. The record is from RefSeq and is a predicted model, not a curated record.